UGAUUUAAACACAAAACUACUAAAGAGAUGGCGCUAUACGAACAUUUAGAUUUGCUCUGAUGGGUAAACUGCUUUGAGUGAGUCGCGCCAUAACAAGUAUCUCGUAUGUGUCCCUUUGAACAAACUUUGUAAUUUUUUUCGUGAUUUUUUUUUGUGAUUUUGCCAUCCAAAUUAAACAAAACAAACAUGGAAGACGCGAUACCGGCCUGUGAAUCAUGUAAAAUAUCUUUUAUAGCAUCAGACAGCGUAUUAGCCACAAUUUGUGGACACUUGUUUCAUGAGAUUUGUGUGAAUCGAAUCAUUUCCGGGACCACCAAAAAAUGCCCAGAAUGUCAGAUCCCAUGCCUUCCAUCCCAGUUGCUGCGCAUUUUUCUACCAUUUCAGCAGGAUGCAUCAACGCCAGAAAGUGUGGUUAGCAACUACAAAAUGGUGAAGCAUGAACUGAGAGAGGCUCAAAAGGAAUACGCAUACGAGCAACAAGUGCAAUCUGAGCUCGAUGGUUUGGUUGUACGGAACACCCAGGCUCUGAGAUCAAAGGGCGAGAAAGUGGCUAAACUGAAAGCGUUAAACAAGGAGAAAGAGAAGUUGCAGAAGAAAAUCAAAAAAUUGGAGAAAACACAUUCCGUACAAAAAGCAAUGAUUGGCACUCAAAAGGAUGUGGAGAAAGUCAUCAACGAAAAACUUCCAGCUGAUACACUUGCGACCAUGGUAGCUGUGUUGAAGAGGGAAAGAAAACGUACUGAGGCCGAAAAAACAGAAAUGCGAUUAAAGAUGCGUGAAGAGCAGAAGGAUAAUAAAAUUCUUACCGCCAAGUACAGAAAUACCCGUGACAAGCUCGAAAUAGCUAUAGCCAGGAGCAUUAAAAACAAAGGUGGUCAGAAUUAGCUGCGCACAAUAAUUAUUGCAAGAGAAGUUUAUCAUGUUUUGUAUUUUUCUUUCUUUUUCGUGGUUUUUUUUUUAAAUUAAUUUUUCGAUUCUUUGAGUUGUCAUUUUUAUUUAAUUGAAUUUAUUUUCCGAACGACUAUUAUUAUUGAUGUAUUAUUUUUUGGUGAAAGUUGGUCAGUAGAUGGACGGGUCCAUACUACCCAAUUGAAGCAGAAAUAAAAUUUAAA
Molecule: messenger RNA, 1112 nt
Organism: Bradysia coprophila
Lineage: Eukaryota; Metazoa; Arthropoda; Insecta; Diptera; Sciaridae
Molecular function (GO): metal ion binding
Source: RefSeq, a predicted model, not a curated record